Messenger RNA from Naumovozyma dairenensis CBS 421, 1443 nucleotides. Its product is annotated as Gti1/Pac2 family protein. Gene Ontology annotation, molecular function: DNA binding. Bases 1 to 1443 code for a protein of 480 amino acids. NCBI's taxonomy places the organism in Eukaryota, Fungi, Ascomycota, Saccharomycetes, Saccharomycetales, Saccharomycetaceae. The transcript has a single exon. The record is from RefSeq and is a predicted model, not a curated record.
AUGAAUGUUCUUCCAACCUUCAGAGGACUAAUUGACGAUGAAUUUGAUGCUGCACUUCUCAUACAAGCUGUCUUAGAUGGGAAACUACAGCAUGUACUACGAAGGCCAUCUGACUUCGAAAGACAAUCACUUAUUGUUCCUGGUAAUGUUUUCGUCUUCAUAGAGGAAAUGUCUGGGAUAAAACGAUGGACAGAUGGUAUCAAUUGGUCUCCUUCUCGCAUUUCUGGAAAGUUCCUGAUAUAUAAAGAAUUAAAUAGAGAUUAUCCAAGUUUAAUAUCGUCAAGUGGUCCAAUACCGCCAAGGGUUAAUAUGCCAAAUUUCCAAUCUCCAAAAAACAACGUGAAUACGGAUAUGAAUAUACAUCUGAAUAAUAACCGAGUACCAUAUGCCAUGUAUUCUCAAGAAAGUAUGGCUAACUAUCCAUCAAUUCAUACUGGAUUUGUUAAAAAGACAUUCUCCAUAAAGUUACCAACAGGUACGAAUAAUCAAGUUUAUCAUAACAUUCACAUAAUUUCAUACUAUAAUGAGAGCGAUAACGAAGAUGGGAAACUCGAAACACCUAAGAAGCACUUCCUUUUUAAAAGUGUCACACCAAGUCCAAUAUUAAUAAAGACAAUAGAACAAAUAACAUUAGGAAAUUCAAGAACGAAUCCUUCAAAACCAAUUGAUAAACCUCGAAAGGUAACGAAAGAUACCGUACAUCGUACAAAGUCUGACACAGCACUCGCACAACGUAUUAUGGACCCAAUUGAAAACCGAAGGCCAAAGAAAUAUCGUCUACCAGUACCAUAUUGUGUUAGUCAACCUGUUUGUGAGCACCCUACUGUAUCUAGUCCACAAUUAGAUAUUUCUAACCCAGUCCUUUAUUCUGUAACGGAUCCACCUAUAUCCUUUUCUGUCAGUAGUGUUAACCCACACGUCGAAGGCGGCAGUAAUAGCAGCAGCAAGAACAAUAGCAACGAUAAUAUUACUACUGCUGCCAUUAGAUAUCAAAGCAGUUCUAGUCAAAGGUUACCUCCGUUGAAUAGAGACACCACUCAAUUCGUCACACCUACUUUUGCCAGGAGGACGGGGAAUAUCAGCAGCCUAAUUCAUCAUGAUUCAACUCCCGAAAGUCCCCGAAUUAUCAAAUCAACGUUAAUGAACCAUAUUGAACCAGCUACCAUAAUGAAUAUCAUUGAUAAUAAAAAUGGAAUCAUAACUAGUAAUAUCUUACCUCCUCUAAACAUUUCUGAUCCACAGACUGGAACCCCGAAACCUAAUAAUAACAUUAAUAAUCAUCAUCAUCAUUCAUCACCUAGAAUCAAUCAAAUAUCACCAACUACCAGUGGAGGUUCAGAUGUCGGUAAUAAUCGUUACAUUCUGGAGAAUCCCAAUCUAAAAUCAGCGCAACUUCCCACGAAAAUCAUGAAUGUCUUAGAUACAAAUGUCAUGUACAGCUAG